Molecule: messenger RNA, 1374 nt
Organism: Aspergillus alliaceus
Lineage: Eukaryota; Fungi; Ascomycota; Eurotiomycetes; Eurotiales; Aspergillaceae
Exons: 1
Coding region: 1-1374 (457 amino acids)
Source: RefSeq, a predicted model, not a curated record
AUGGAAUUGCCAACUCACGGGCGGGCCUCUGCUUUUGCAGCCACCCGUCAACAAGAGCCGUUGGAGCAAGAUAUUCUUCUCUGUGUCGAUAUCAACAAGAAGAGUACUAUCCUCGCCACUGGUACUGAGAGGUUGCCAUUAGUGCCAAAUGCGAUCGACCUCCAAUUGACUGGCGAAAUCACUGUUCACUUUGAUCCCCGUCACGACCCCAGAAUGUUCCACCUCCUGAAAUGGGACCAACACCUAAGGGAAACCUUUCCCAUGCUGAGGGAAUCCGGCUUUGAUGGGCGGAUCUUGAUUCUGUGGCUCGAUUACUUGCCCCCAAAGCCAUGGCCCAAAAGGGUCGCCGGUUUUCCGUGCUACUUGACGACAGAUUUGGAGGAUUAUGGGCCCGUGGAACCGAUUUUCAGAUGCCCACAGCCCCCCGGGCGGCAUGCCUGUACUAACUUCGAUUACACCUUUGAUGAAACUAAAUUCCCCGCCCUGUUCGACCUUAUCAAGGGGUUCUUUCAAUAUUUCAAGAUCCCUAUCACUGAAGUCCAGUAUUGGGGCCAUAUCGUUGUCAUUGUUCUUGGCAAUGCCAUGCAAAGAAAGAAUGUCAUUGAGAGUUUGCCCAGGACCUUCGCCCGUUGUUACUGCUCCUAUCUUUAUGAGUCCGAGAUGAGCCUUCCCGCUAUACUGCCUUCCCUGCCUCUGGAGCAGCUCACUCCCCGCGCGUAUGACCAAGACGCCCUGGCUCCCAUCCUGCGACCGGGUGCUAAGCUUAGCUUGGGCAGACACCCCAAGCCGGGAAGUGGGAUGUUGACGUCUGCUGGUGUCCUCGUGCGUAAUUCUCAGGGUCAACUGUUCAUGACCGCGUCGGCGCGGGGAUUUGCAUCGGAUGGCUUGAAGGUCUAUCUUCCUCACUCAUCGGGAGCGGAGGUCGGUACCCUUGCAGCAAAACGGCCGGGCACGGACGUCGCCCUGAUCAAGUUGAACCAGAAUGUCCAUUUUGUUAAUACGCUAUUUGAAAACGCUCCAUUCGCACUAACCGGCUUCGUGCGCAUGGCGGAGACCCCGCAGAGAGGACAGGUCUUUUUCAACAGUCCGUUUUCGGGUCUGAUUGAGGGUGCGCGGGGGGUACAGAGUCGUUUUCAUAUUCCUAGCGGGAAUAAAUUCGAGCCCGAUGGCCGGUGGAUCAACUGUCGGUGGGAUUAUAUGGGUCAGGGUUUCAGCUCGCAGGUGGUUAGCGGUGACUGUGGGUCAGCGGUUUGGGACCCGAAUGGGAAGAUUAACGGGUUUGUUCGGUAUGCUCCUAGGUCUGGGCUCUUUCGGGAUUGGUGUAUGAUUACUGCUGCGGAUCAUUUUAUUGAUGGGGGGUUCAGUCUGGUUUAA